Messenger RNA from Lotus japonicus, 2228 nucleotides. Its product is annotated as calmodulin-binding protein 60 B-like. The transcript has 8 exons. The coding region runs from base 287 to 1972 and encodes 561 amino acids. NCBI's taxonomy places the organism in Eukaryota, Viridiplantae, Streptophyta, Magnoliopsida, Fabales, Fabaceae. Gene Ontology annotation, biological process: regulation of salicylic acid biosynthetic process. Gene Ontology annotation, cellular component: nucleus. Gene Ontology annotation, molecular function: sequence-specific DNA binding; calmodulin binding; DNA-binding transcription factor activity. The record is from RefSeq and is a predicted model, not a curated record.
UUAAAAUAGAUUUUGGUACUUUCUGAGAAUUUUAGGAGGAAAAGAGAGGUGACUUUCUGUUAUAUUAACGUGUCCUAUCAGUGCACUGAAGAUGAAAUGAAUGAAGCUUCCUUGCUUCUUCCUGCAUUUUGGUCAACUUGGCCUGUUUCUCUCUCUGUGUUGAUGUAUAAAGGCAUUGUUCGGUUGAGUUCUUGAUACUAUUAAUUCUAACUACUUAGUUGAUUCUGUUGUACCCUUUGGAGUUCUGAAAACUUUUGUGUUGUUCAUUCUGCUGGUGAUCUUUUGGAUGGUAUCAAACAGACAAUCUCACCCCGAGCACAAAGGCAGUGGCAAGAUUCCAAUUGAAAAAUUGAAACCGAGCCAUGGUGAUACAAAACAAGCAUCAUCAAUCAGUGGCCUUAGAAAUUUGAUAAACGCAUUGCAGACUAAUGAUCAUGAAUCCUACUUUGAAACUUUCCUCCAACGAGUGGUACGUGAGGAAGUGGAACACAAAGUCCAGGAUUACCUACUUUCAAGAACAAGGGUUAAUAAUCAGGCUGGCAUAUCUGGAGCCAAACCCUUUCAGUUGUGUUUUAUUAAUAAGUUGCCUGAUACCAUCUUUACACAGUCUAAUAUAAUAUCAGAGGAUGAAUCACCCCUUCAAAUUGCACUAUUUGAUGUUAAAUCUCAAUCUGUAGUCAGUGAUGGUCCCUUCUCCUCAAUAAAGAUUGAGAUUUGUGCCCUCAAUGGUGACUUUGGGUCUUCUGGCAAUGAGGAUUGGACUGAAGUUGAAUUCAAUGACAAUAUCUUACACCAAAGAGAUGGUAAACAACCAUUGUUGAUUGGAGAGAGGUUUAUUACUCUUAAAAAUGGAGUUUGUUGCAUCCCUAAAAUUGGCUUCAGUGAUAACUCAAGAUGGGUAAGAAGCCGAAAGUUCAGGUUAGGAGCCAAAGUUGUGCAACCAAAUUCCAAUGGAGAAUAUGUUAAGGAAGGUGCAAGUGAAGCUUUUGUGGUCAAAGAUAACAGAGGAGAGGCCUACAAGAAACACUACCCUCCAUCCUUGAAGGAUGAUAUAUGGCGUUUGAAGAAAAUUGCCAAAGAAGGAAUAAUCCACAAGCGGCUUUCUGUCCAUGGAAUUCACACUGUGAAGGAUUUCUUGCAGUUAUACACAACCAACACAUCUUCAUUAUAUGAGUUGCAGAAAUUGGGAAACAUUCCAAAGAAGUCCUGGUUAGCCAUAAUUGAACAUGCCAAUACCUGUUUGAUAGAUGAUUACAAGCUUUAUAGCUACCGCACACCAGAGCAACCAAUAGUUCUGUUAUUCAAUUCCAUCUUCAAACUUGUGGGAGUGACAUUUGAUUGCCAAAAUUAUUAUUCACUAGAGACUCUAGCGCCGGGCGAGAAGCAUUUGGUUGAAAUAGUGAAGCAAGAUGCAUACAAAAACGUGAAUAACUUGAAACCAAUUGAUGAAACUAUAUUGAACUGCUUAAACCUAGAGGCAUGUCUAAAAUCAAGGCACUCAGUUGCUCCAGUUCAAGAUCUGCAAUAUAUUGAUAUCUCAGCAUCACAAGGUAUACAUAAUGGUUAUGUUCAACCAUUUAUCUCUGCUUCAUAUGAUGAAGGAAUGUAUGCUUCUCAAAUCUAUGCUGAUCCAGUGCCAGAAGUAAGAGAAAUACCACAAAACAAUCUUUUGGAUGAUGAGUUUUCCUUAGGAAUGUACAUAGAAGGGGAUAACUGCUACUUCAAUGGAUCACAUUUUCCACUUAUGCAAUGUGGUUAUCCAACACAGUAUGAGAGUUCAGAAAAUGGCUUUUACUUUGGUUCUUGUGAUGGAGCAGAAUUUAGCAGCCGUAACACUUUGCUGAAUCAUGCUAUGGAUAUAUCAAGAAGUAGGAAACCAAAAGUAGAGUGGUGCAAGAUUCGAGCUGCGAUCAAAUGGGUCAUAUCAGUGAGAAAAGAUGCAGCUGCUAGGAAGAAUGCAAUGUUGGUUUAACUAUAACUAUUGGAAUUUAGAAACCUGUUUUAUAUGCUUUGUUUGUUACUAGGUAGAAAGUGCCUAGAAACAUAAUUCUAGGAUAAAAGCUCCCUAGAUGUCUUAUGUUUUCAGCAUUUUGUUUUUGUUUCUUGAAGUUUACCUCCUUCAAUUCCAACCACAGUGAAGAGACGUGUAACAUGGGUCCUCCUGUCAAGUUAUUUGUGUGUAUACUUUCAGUAAAAUCAAAUAUAUACAUACUGGUUCAAUUCAAAAA